This is a messenger RNA of Scylla paramamosain (green mud crab), 1881 nucleotides long. RefSeq lists its product as uncharacterized. NCBI's taxonomy places the organism in Eukaryota, Metazoa, Arthropoda, Malacostraca, Decapoda, Portunidae. The record is from RefSeq and is a predicted model, not a curated record. Bases 252 to 971 code for a protein of 239 amino acids. The transcript has 2 exons.
AUACUCGUUAUGCACGCUGGGGGAGGGAGAGGUAUGAGGGAAGAAGCCUUGGGCCAUGCUAUCCUGUCCCCACACACCGAGUUCACCAGUAACAACAGGGAGUUCAACACUUGCUAUUGCCCGUUAGUCAUCCAGGAAUCUGGACUUUCCAAGUAAUGGCCGCGGCGUCACUUACAUGACGUCUUUACUUCCUGUCGCGCCUUUCCGACCUUCUCUCUUAAACGCACACUCACAAACACAAACACACAGUCAUGGCGAGAUCCUUGCCGCCGCCGCUUCUACUGCUACUCAUGGCGCUAAGUCCUGGAACCGCACCAAGCCCCACACUGGCCGUGGACUGCAGUUCUGCGGACACCGUCGUGAAGGAAGGACAAACAAAAGUAAUUGUGAGGGUUCGCUUUGCUGAGAUAAAAUACGACCUUAUUUUGUUUGUGAAACCUGAGAGUAACUUUCAGGGCGUCCGGCUUGAUGUACAGGAAACAGACGGCACUAACCACACUGCCUGGUUACCUGCUGAAUGUGUCCCGAGCGAUGGCACGUGGCGGGAAUUCCUGGUGUGGACAGGGUUAACCGAGAACAAGGUUGCCUUGCGCUUUAGGACUGGUAAAUGCAGGAAGUGGUGUGAGAGCGAAUCUGCCUCUCGACAGCCCAUCAGAGUCACCGUGGUGGCUUACGGCUCUUCCAGGUGGAUAAAAAGAUAUGCACUCGAGGGUUGUAACGUGGCCAAGGUUUCGACAACUGUUUCACCAGAACAUCUGCCCAGCUGUCAGCAGCCUCCAUUCACUAAUACUACCACCAAAACUACUAACACCAACAACACGACCUCUGGAACGCCCUUUAUUGUUAAGCUGACACAGGACAAGAUAAUAAUCAUAGCGGCGGUAGCAGCAGGAGUGAUGGUGGUGGUUGUGGUGAUGGUGCUGGUUGUCUGUCGGAGGCGGCAAUCUGUGACAUUACGUGCAAAUGAGUGAGGUUCCAGUCCCAGCUUGACGUCUUCAUCCACUUCCUGCAGUUCACCACCGGGCAGGGAAACAUCCCAGUCAAAGACAAGGAAGGCUUCUGUCACAGUAUCCUGCCUGACCUCACAGCAAGCCGAGAGAUGGUGUCAUGGCCUGCAUAGAACUCAAAAAGUCCGUUUGCUGUGUUGUAAUGCCUGAACACGGCGUGUGGCCUCGCUCACCUGUUUAUGAGAAUGCGACUCUUCCCACUGGUGGUGCCUCACUUCACGGGCACCUGGAGGCUCCGGGAAUCAGUGAGUCACAGAUCCACUCCACGGUGCCUAGGCAACGUGCACUGCAGGCUGGAAAACACAAUCAGACGGCUGAAAGGGAACCAAUUCCUAUCUUUUGCAAAGGAUCGGCAUUUGGGAAGGCUUAUCCCUUCAGUGAUGUCUCGUGAUUUGGUUAGUUUGGUUUAUCUUAGCUAAACUUAUUGUUUGUUUGUUUGUUUGUGUGCCUGUCGAAGAGUGGCCUUGGUUGACUAGUGCAGCUCAGUGACCAGAGCGCAUUACCUGCUGGGGCGCCGAACCACUGUAUGUGUGUGUGUGUGUGUGUGUGUGUGUGUGUGUGUGUGUGUGUGUGUGUUAUUGUUGUUAUUAUUAUAAUUGUAUUAAAUUUUCCUAUUUUUUUCUUCCUCUCUGCUUGGCCUGUGCGCGCUGAGAUUAAGCGAAUGUGGAUGUUAGGUAGGUUUAUUUAGUAUUGGCAUUACUUUAAUUGCAACCUUUCUUUUAAAAUUAAUAUUACUUGAUAAUACGUUAACUUUGGCCGCCAGUGGCAGUGGGUGCCAGUAGAAUGGUGUUGGCGGCACUCGGGAGUGUGACUUGUUCGGCUGGCAGUCUUGCCACUGAACAAGGAAUUGUGUAAAUCUAGUAAAUACACAAAC